AUGUGGUCGGAGGGUCAGGCGGUGGGCUCGGCGGCGGCGGCGGCGCUCCUGUUCCUCGUGCUGUUGCUGGUGGUGAGGCAAUUGCUGAAGCAGAGGCGGCCGGUCGGCUUCCCUCCUGGCCCGGCGGGACUCCCGCUCAUCGGCAACAUCCACUCCCUGGCCUCGGAGCAGCCGCACAUCUACAUGAAGAGGCAGAGCCAGCUCUACGGGCAGAUCUUCAGUCUUGAUCUUGGAGGAAUAUCCACCGUUGUACUGAAUGGCUACGAUGCAGUGAAAGAAUGCCUUGUUCAGCAAAGUGAAGUGUUUGCAGACAGGCCGUCUCUUCCUUUGUUCAAGAAGCUCACCAAAAUGGGUGGUUUAUUGAACUCAAGAUAUGGCAGAGGCUGGACAGAACAUCGCAAAUUAGCUGUAACCUGUUUUCGGGUUUUUGGAUAUGGUCAAAAGUCCUUUGAGAGCAAAAUAUCAGAAGAAUCCAUGAUUUUCCUGGAGGCUAUUGAUACCUAUAAAGGCAAGCCUUUUGAUCUGAAAUACUUGAUAACGAAUGCAGUUUCAAAUAUCACUAACUUGAUUAUUUUUGGAGACCGAUUUACAUAUGAAGAUACUGAAUUUCAACAUAUGAUUGAAAUAUUUAGUGAAAACAUUGAAUUGGCUGCUAGCGCGUCUGCAUUUUUGUAUAAUGCUUUCCCUUGGAUCGGUGCCUUUCCCUUUGGAAAACAUCAACAGCUCUUUAAAAAUGCAGCUGAAGUUUAUACUUUUCUGCUCUGUCUGAUUCAGCGUUUCUCCAAGAAUAGGAAGCCUCAGUCUCCUCGACAUUUCAUAGAUGCAUAUUUAGAUGAGAUGGACAAAAAUAAAAAUGAUCCAGAAUCUACAUUUUCAAUGGAAAACCUGAUUUUUUCUGUUGGAGAGCUCAUAAUCGCUGGAACAGAGACUACAACAAAUGUUUUGAGAUGGGCUGUGUUGUUCAUGGCGCUUUAUCCCAAUAUUCAAGGGCAAGUUCAUAAAGAAAUUGAUUUAGUCAUUGGGCCAAGCAAAGCACCCUGCCUAGAAGAUAAAUGUAGAAUGUCAUACACAGAAGCCGUGCUGCAUGAAGUUUUGCGCUUCUGUAAUAUAGCUCCACUAGGUAUUUUCCACGCCACUUCAAAGGAUACGGUUGUGUGCGGUUACUCCAUCCCUCAUGGAACUACAGUAAUUACAAAUCUCUAUUCAGUACAUUUUGACGAAAAGUACUGGACUAACCCAGAAAUGUUUUGUCCUGAGAGAUUUUUGGACAGUUCUGGACUGUUUGUCAAGAAGGAAGCCUUUGCUCCUUUUUCUCUAGGACGAAGGCAUUGUUUAGGAGAACAGCUGGCCAGAAUGGAAAUGUUUUUAUUUUUUACGUCAUUACUUCAACGAUUUCAUCUGCAUUUUCCUAGUUCUUGGACUCCAAACCUCAAGCCAAAAUUAGGCAUGACUUUGCAACCUCAUUCAUACCUUAUCUGUGCAGAGAGACGAUAUUGAACCCAAAGGUGGUAGCAAUAGAUCAAAGUGCAGGGACCAGGAAAAAAUGGUGAGAUGAUAAAUAAAGCCAUUGCUUCUUUGACUUAAUCGUCUAAAUGCUGCCUGGGUGCAAAAGAACAGAACCAAAACCUGCUGUACACAAUAGCGGGAUUUCCAAUAUGUGCAAGGGGAGUUGUUGUUGUUGCUGUUACCUGCUGUCAAGUCUCUUUGUUUAAUGAUGCCCCUAUGAGUGAAAGCAUUCCAAAAUGUCCUAUUUAUGACAACCCUGUUCAACUCUUGUAAAUUCCAGGCUGUGGCUUCCUUUGUUCUUUAUGGAGUCAAUCCAAGGUGAGGAAAGGAGUUAAUUUUUGAGGGGAGUGACCUUAAAGAUGCCCUGUGACUCUGAAAUGUAGAAACCAGGAUAUGAGUGGUAAUUUGUAGCAAGACAAGAACCUUCUCUAUUCAAGCUCAUUCUCUUAGAAAAGCUCAAAAUGGCUAUCAAGCAGCUGAUAGAAUCUCUCCAUCUGAUUUCUGAUGCCUUCUAGGCAAGGACCAUCUGUUUUACAUGUAUUGAAGAGCUGUGCCCUCCUUCAGCCAGUUCAGGCUCUGACAGCUUGGAUUAAGCAUUUAUCCCUCAGUUUAGAGAUACAUAUUGGAAAACAUCUCAUUGCUGCAGGCAGCUCAGAUGUGAUAUCUUUAUACCUGCGCAUCACUUCACUGAUACUUUCUGCAACCCUUUUUGGUUAAGGACCUGAACUGAGUGACUGACUGGGACCAUAGUAUACCUGUCCUAAAAGAUUUACAUGGGAUGCCAAUUACUUUGUAUGUGCAACUCCUUGUUCUUUUUAACUUUUGACGCCUAACUGAGUUGGGAUCUCACUAUCUAAGGGACCACCUGUCUUGCUAGGAACCUACCUGCCAGCCUGAGUAUGAAGAUCUGCAGAAGAGAACUUGUUAUGGGCUCUGUUUUCCACAGAGGUCCCUUUGUUGUGCCUGUAUGAAAGGGCUUUCCUCCGGGUUGCCACCCAACUGGGAUAUGUUCCUUUGGGAACUGUGAUCAAUCCCAAAUCCCUUGGCUUUUAGAAAGGGCGUAAAGGUGCAUCUUUCAGUUUAAUCUUAAAAGGUAUAGUUUUAAUGUUUUAACAAUUUUAAUAUUCUUGUUUUUAUUGUUUUACAAUGCUAUUUUAAAUAGUUGUAUCCUGUCUUGUAUAUAAAUGUUAAAACUAAAUAAAUAAUA
Varanus komodoensis (Komodo dragon) is the source of this 2713-nucleotide messenger RNA. Its product is annotated as vitamin D 25-hydroxylase. Gene Ontology annotation, biological process: xenobiotic metabolic process. The record is from RefSeq and is a predicted model, not a curated record. Bases 1 to 1497 code for a protein of 498 amino acids. NCBI's taxonomy places the organism in Eukaryota, Metazoa, Chordata, Lepidosauria, Squamata, Varanidae. The transcript is spliced from 5 exons. Gene Ontology annotation, molecular function: heme binding; iron ion binding; oxidoreductase activity, acting on paired donors, with incorporation or reduction of molecular oxygen, reduced flavin or flavoprotein as one donor, and incorporation of one atom of oxygen. Gene Ontology annotation, cellular component: cytoplasm; intracellular membrane-bounded organelle.